AAAGAGGUGGUGCAGGGGUCUGCUGCUCCUGCUGCCUCAUCCCCCAAGUCAGCUGAGGUUGUCCAGGGCCCAGAAGGCAGCCCUAGCAUCCAAAAAGAGGCUGUCCAGGAUAUUGCAGGCAGCCUUGCUCCACCCCUCACUAAGGAAGAGACUGUUCAAGACCCAGCUGCUCCUGCCACCUCACUCCCCAAACAGGACAAGGGGGUCCAGGACUCUGAAGGGAGCCCCAGCUCAUCUCUCACCCAGAAAGAGGUUGUGCAGGACCCUGCUGUUCUCCCUGCCCCAUCUUCCUCAGUGGACAGGAUGUCCCCCAGCCCAGGAGGCACCUGUGCCCCAGUGCCAACAGGAGCAGAGGCCAGCACGGAGUCCCAGCUUCUGUCUGACCCCACUGAGGGCAAGAUGUGCCCAGAGACAUUGAGGGAGGAGGAGGAUGAGGUGGCCCUGGCCACUGACCUGGAGAUAUUCCUGGAUACCCUGCGGAGCAUGGAGCCCCCUGAGAUCCUCCGCACUCACCGGCUGCCACGAGCCCCUCGCUCCUCCUACCUGUCCAUGUAUGCCACACUGCUUGCCAUUGAGGAGGACCAGCCAGGGCCAUGGGUGCUGGGCCCUGGCCCCCAGGAGGUGCCUUCAUUGGAAGAGAAAGAGGAGGAGGAGGAGGAGGAACCAGAGAACCCCUAUCUAAGUGAUGACGAGAAGCUUCAGCGCAGGUAGAAGAAAGCUGGGCCCAACCUCUCCUGGGACCUCCACCCUGCCAGGCCCACCCAGGUCUCCUGCUCUUCUCUUGAGAUGAAGAAGCAUGUAGCAGGAACCAAGGGCCCCCACUUAGAGCUGGGGUUGGAAUUGCAGGGAGGCAGCAGACCCACUUCCCGUCUCGGAGGUAGCCUUCUUUUCGGCAGUCUGGUGCCUGCCACCAAGGAGGCCUCCACCCCAGAACCGCUGGGCACAAAACUAUCUGCCCUGCUGCCCCAUGGGGCACUGGGGCUCAGGAAGGUGCCAGGACAGUUGCCCCUGCUUUGCAGUGAAAGACCAUCCCUGACGGAGAAGCUUGCCUGUGCCCUGCCCCUAGAGGGGUGGAUAAGUGAUGCCUUGGGUGGUGUGAAGAGAGUGGUGCUGGGAGUCAGAGUCCGGGGGCAGAGCCUUCUGUCUGAAGUCUGGUUCAGUUGA
This is a messenger RNA of Piliocolobus tephrosceles (Ugandan red Colobus), 1164 nucleotides long. Its product is annotated as beta/gamma crystallin domain-containing protein 2-like. The transcript has a single exon. The annotation marks the transcript as partial. NCBI's taxonomy places the organism in Eukaryota, Metazoa, Chordata, Mammalia, Primates, Cercopithecidae. The record is from RefSeq and is a predicted model, not a curated record.